AUGGUCAAUUUCGCAGAGAUUUUGUUCGGAGGCGCUCGCAAGUCAGCAUCUGUGCGCAUGUUAGCGCUGAGACCAUGUGCUCCAGUUCAUAUCAAAAUCGACUACUGCGAGUACGUUUUGAGUGAGCUCUCCCUUGCGAUUGCGGAAGGACGACUGCUGACUACAUGUGCGCCCACGCAGUCUCUGAAGCUGGUCUCACCACCUCGGAAUCUAUCUGGAUCAGCCCGUCCAGAACUUGAUACAAGUGUCUUGGCUCUAUAUCCAGUCAUUGCCCGCAGCGAUAUUUGGCAUUUCGCCACGAUGAUCCCACACCGCAAGAUGUACAAAAAUACGAGAAAUAUUUCUUCAACUGACGCCCCCCAUCGCGCACACCAUGAUGCCGCAACCGACCGGCUAACGGUUCGAAUACUGGCCGGGUGGGUCGGCUCUCAGCAAAUAACUGCGUAUCGUCACUCAAGCAAGCAGCUAGCCAGAGAUACCCACAGUCGUGAUCAUUAUCGUGGAGCAGGAUAUAGAUUGCUGGCAGCUACUGCCAGUGCCGACCCCUCCUCCUUCCCCCAAGAUCAUACCGUCCGGGGCGAACCUGAGUCUUGGAAGCCCCACUAUAUCACCACCUUGGCCCUAUUGGCAGGUAAUAUCCCAUACGUACAUUUCACGUUUUACCUAGACUUCCUUGCCAACUAUCUAGGUGGUAUUCCUUGGUCACCAAGUGUGCGGUUUGUUCAAGGCAAAGGCCCUUGCAUACUCAAGAACCGUACGUACUACCAGCUCAAAUUGGAAAAUGGGCCAUAUCUCCCUCAAGUACCUGGUAUGCACGGUGCCAAACAUUGGCAGUAUGGCCUUGGUCAUGACUUGUGGGCGCGCAGCCCUUCAAGUCGACACUCGGUGCACUGA
This is a messenger RNA of Bipolaris maydis ATCC 48331, 894 nucleotides long. RefSeq lists its product as uncharacterized. Lineage: Eukaryota; Fungi; Ascomycota; Dothideomycetes; Pleosporales; Pleosporaceae. The record is from RefSeq and is a predicted model, not a curated record.